AUGGAUGGUGCCCUACCGAGAACCGACUUGUCGGUCGCACCAAGCUUUGGCAUGUUUAGCGACUUUUUGCGAAACAUCGACCGCGUCAACGCCACUGCUAGCCCAUCAGGACGUUCCAAGCCAGACUCCAGCAACAGCGAAGCACAGAAGAAGAAGCGCGAACAAGAUGAAGCCAAGCUCGCAAAUAUCUAUGAGGCUUUCCAGUUCGAUACCCUCUGGUCGAAGCUCAGCGAUGUACUUUCCAGAAUGAAGAACGACCCUGGUGCUGCUCAGAUCCUCCUACCUUUGAUCGAGAGCAUGAUGGUUGUCUCGCAGCACGUUGCCAACCCUGAACCCGAUACCUCGAGCACUUCUGGCGAAUUAGUUCGGCCACCACAUAGCCGUUCUUCGAUCCAGGGCGCUCCCAAGUCACCAAGAGAAGCAAUGGAAGACAACUUCUUUGCAUUCACUGAAAAGCACCGAAAGAUUCUCAACAUCAUGGUGCGACAGAAUCCAUCUCUCAUGUCCGGUUCUUUUGCAUUGCUGGUGCGCAAUCCCAAGGUGCUCGACUUUGACAACAAAAAGAACUAUUUCACACAGCAGCUACAUAAGGGUCGACGUGAUCACUACACACCCCUCUCCCUCUCCGUUCGCAGAAACUCGGUGUUCGAGGACAGCUUCCGUUACUUUUCCAGAAAGACUGGGCCAGAGGUCAAACAUGGCAAACUCAACGUCCGCUUCAACAACGAGGAAGGUAUCGAUGCAGGAGGUGUUACAAGAGAAUGGUUCCAGGUUCUGGCAAGAGCCAUGUUCAACCCGGAUUAUGCACUCUUCCAACCUUGUGCGGCGGACCGAACAACCUACCAGCCAAACCGCAUGUCGUAUGUCAACCCAGAUCACCUUUCCUUCUUCAAGUUUGUCGGUCGCAUUAUUGGCAAAGCCAUCUAUGACGGUCGUUUGCUCGACGCCUACUUCACCCGAAGCUUCUACAAGCACAUUCUCGGCAAGCCCGUCGACUACAGAGAUUUGGAGUCGAUCGACCCAGAGUACUUCAAAAGUCUCGAGUGGAUGCUGAACAACGACAUCACAGAUAUCCUCGACUUGACAUUUACUGUCGACGACGAGGAGUUUGGCGAAACCAAAGUCAUCGAUCUCAAACCAAACGGCACUAACAUCGCUGUUACCGAGCUCAACAAGCAAGAAUACCUUCGUCUCGUCACUGAGCAGAGACUGACCAAGUCGAUUCGAUCACAGAUCGAUGCUUUCCUCGACGGCUUUAACGAGAUCAUCCCCACCGAUCUCAUUCGCAUCUUCUCAGAGCAAGAACUCGAGCUUCUCAUCUCUGGUCUUCCCGAUAUCGACGUCGAUGCUUGGAAGAACAACACCGAGCUGCACGGCUACAGCUCAGGCGACGCUGUCAUCCAGUGGUGGUGGCGUGCAGUUCGUUCCUUCGACCAGACCGAGAAAGCCAAGCUGUUGCAAUUCAUCACAGGUACAAGCAAAGUACCAUUGGAAGGCUUCGCCCAUCUCCAAGGUGUUCAGGGCACACAAAGGUUCAACAUUCACAAGGCUUACGGUGCCGAUAGGUUGCCAGCAGCACACACUUGUUUCAACCAGCUCGACUUGCCCCAGUACGACUCGUACGACAAGCUAAGAUCCUUGCUGCUCAUAGCCAUCAACGAAGGUGGAGAAGGCUUCGGAUUUGCUUGA
This is a messenger RNA of Ustilago hordei, 1689 nucleotides long. RefSeq lists its product as uncharacterized. Lineage: Eukaryota; Fungi; Basidiomycota; Ustilaginomycetes; Ustilaginales; Ustilaginaceae. The coding region runs from base 1 to 1689 and encodes 562 amino acids. The record is from RefSeq and is a predicted model, not a curated record. Gene Ontology annotation, molecular function: ubiquitin-protein transferase activity. Gene Ontology annotation, biological process: proteasome-mediated ubiquitin-dependent protein catabolic process; positive regulation of protein catabolic process; protein polyubiquitination. The transcript has a single exon.